This is a messenger RNA of Mycotypha africana, 405 nucleotides long. Its product is annotated as histidine kinase-like ATPase. Gene Ontology annotation, molecular function: ATP-dependent DNA damage sensor activity; ATP hydrolysis activity. Lineage: Eukaryota; Fungi; Mucoromycota; Mucoromycetes; Mucorales; Mycotyphaceae. Bases 1 to 405 code for a protein of 134 amino acids. Gene Ontology annotation, cellular component: MutLalpha complex. Gene Ontology annotation, biological process: mismatch repair. The transcript is spliced from 3 exons. The record is from RefSeq and is a predicted model, not a curated record.
AUGAGCAUUCACGUUCUCGAUACAUCAACCAUAAGAAACAUACAUUCUGGACAAGUGAUUACUGAUGUGGAAGCUAUUGUCAAAGAACUUUUAGAAAACUCUCUAGACGCUCAUGCUACGUCUAUUGAUGUCGUGUCCAUCUAUAAUGGAUUAGAAUCAAUCCAAGUAAAAGACAACGGGGAUGGUAUUGCAGAAAGCGAUCGCCCUUUUAUCGCCAAAAGACACCAUACUUCCAAAUUGAGCACUUUUGAAGACCUUGCCCAUGUUUGGACCUACGGCUUUCGUGGAGAAGCGAUCCAUUCGAUGCUAAACCUAUCCAAUAAGCUCACAUUAACAACAAAAACGAAAAAGGAUACCGUUGGCAAACUCUAUGAUAUCAACAAAAACGGUGAUUUGAUAAAGUAA